AUGUCAAGCAGUGGCUCGUUGCAACUUCCUCAAGCGCAGGCGAAGGUGACCAGCUCCGAUGCAUCACAACAAAAGCCUUUAGCCCUCCCUACACAAUCGAAAAACCCAGAUACAUCUUCACAAAACACUGCUGAUGAGGACGACAAGUCCGCCGUCAAGGAUACCCAAUCCAUUCCUGCUCCCAUAACGGAGCAAACGCUCUCUAAUAUGCAUGGCAUUGUGCCGACGCUUCAAAAUAUUGUCGCCACCGUGAAUCUUGAGGCUAGACUCGAUCUUAAAACCAUCGCGUUGCAUGCGCGUAAUGCUGAAUACAACCCUAAGCGUUUCGCGGCCGUUAUUAUGCGUAUUCGUGAACCAAAGACGACAGCACUUAUUUUUGCCUCGGGGAAGAUGGUCAUCACAGGUGCGAAAAGUGAAGACGACAGUCGUCUCGCCAGUAGAAAAUAUGCCCGCAUUAUUCAAAAGCUUGGAUUUGAAGCUCGCUUCAGUGAGUUCAAGAUUCAGAACAUCGUGGGUUCUUGCGAUGUCCGCUUCCCCAUUCGCCUUGAGGGUCUGGCGUACAGUCAUGGUGUUUAUUCAUCAUACGAACCAGAACUUUUUCCUGGUUUGAUUUAUCGAAUGGUGAAGCCGAAAGUCGUCUUGCUCAUUUUUGUAUCAGGGAAGAUUGUCCUGACUGGAGCAAAAUCUUCCUUUACUCCGCUUCCUUUUUCUCUUCUUCCUCUGUCUCCCAUCCCCUCCCUUUCUUGCAACGUUUGUAUUAUGAAUGGCAGUUAA
Messenger RNA from Malassezia globosa CBS 7966, 774 nucleotides. RefSeq lists its product as uncharacterized. The transcript has 4 exons. Bases 1 to 774 code for a protein of 257 amino acids. Gene Ontology annotation, molecular function: DNA binding; RNA polymerase II general transcription initiation factor activity. NCBI's taxonomy places the organism in Eukaryota, Fungi, Basidiomycota, Malasseziomycetes, Malasseziales, Malasseziaceae. Gene Ontology annotation, biological process: DNA-templated transcription initiation. The record is from RefSeq and is a predicted model, not a curated record.